Phialemonium atrogriseum is the source of this 1939-nucleotide messenger RNA. Its product is annotated as major facilitator superfamily domain-containing protein. The record is from RefSeq and is a predicted model, not a curated record. Gene Ontology annotation, molecular function: transmembrane transporter activity. NCBI's taxonomy places the organism in Eukaryota, Fungi, Ascomycota, Sordariomycetes, Cephalothecales, Cephalothecaceae. Gene Ontology annotation, cellular component: membrane. Gene Ontology annotation, biological process: transmembrane transport. The transcript has 7 exons. Bases 1 to 1494 code for a protein of 497 amino acids.
AUGGCGGAGGUAAUCGACAAAGAGGUCACAUCGUCCGAGCCGGCCAACGAGAAGGUCGCGCCGCAUGCCGACUCCGGCAACUCGGACUCGGAGGCGGGUUCUCUGGCCGACAUCAACGAAGGCGCGCUCCUGCGGAAGCUUGAUUUCCACCUGCUCCCCGCGGUUGGCAUCCUCUACCUGCUCUCGUUCCUGGACCGUAGCAAUGUUGGAAAUGCGCGUAUCGAGGGAUUGGCCACAGACUUGAAUAUGACUGGCAACCAAUACCUCACCGGCUUGACACUCUUCUUUGUCGGCUAUGUCUUGUUCGAGAUCCCCUGCAACAUCAUUCUUAAGCGGACAUCUCCGCGCGUCUGGCUGCCGACCCUCACCAUCGUCUGGGGGAUCGUGGCAACGCUGCUCGGGGUUGUCCACAACCUCGCCGGCUUCCUCGUGGCCCGGUUCUUCCUUGGCGUGACGGAGAGCGGUCUGUUCCCGGGCGUCGUCUAUUACUUCUCCAUGUGGUACAAGCGCGGCGAGCGGCAGUUCCGGAUCUCUCUUUUCUUCAGCGGUGCCGCUCUGGCUGGUGCCUUUGGCGGUAUCUUGGCAUAUGGAAUCGGCUUCAUGAGGGUUGUAUGGCCGAAUGGGUGGCAUUGGAUCUUCAUUCUGGAGGGCCUUGCGACCAUUCUCGUUGCCAUUGCGGCGUAUUGGUUCAUCGAGAACUACCCAGACACUGCCAAGUUCCUCUCGGACAAGGAGCGCAGCUUUAUCAGAGCGCGCCUUGCUGCGGACAGCGAUGCGACCCACAACGAAGGGUUCACCUGGGAGAAUGUGGCUAAAGCGCUCAAGGACCCCAAGUGCUGGCUUUACGGACUCUGCUUCCACACGACGAGCCUGCCCCUCUAUACCUAUUCCCUGUUCCUGCCCUUGAUCAUCAAACAGCUUGGAUACGCGGCUGCCACGGCCCAGCUCAUGACAAUCCCGCCUUACGCGGUGGCCUUCGUCUCGACGCUCACCGUGGCCACCCUGUCGGAGCGGCUGCACAAGCGGGCCAUCUUCAUCAUCGGGUCGGCCAGCGUGGGGGCGGUGGGGUACAUCAUCCUGCUCGCCAACACGGACCCGGUGGCGCGGCCGGGGGUGUCGUACGCGGGCACCAUCAUCGUGGCGCUGGGGCUCUACCCGGCGGUGGCGCUCAGCCUGUCGUGGCCGGCGAUCAACGUGUCGGGCCAGACGAAGCGGGCCAUCGCCAACGCGAUGCAGAUCAGCAUCGGCAACCUGGGCGCCGUGCUGGGCACCCAGCUGUACCGCACCGAGGACCAGCCGCGCUAUGUCGUCGGCCACUCGAUGGCGCUCGCCUACCUGCUCGCCAACGCCGCCGUCGGCGGCCUGCUCUGGUGGAUGAUGAGCCGCGAGAACAGGCGGCGGGACGGCAUCGCCGAGGAGGUCAAGGAGAUCGGCACCAUCGACCACACCACGUGGGAGGGCGAUGAUGACCCGCGCUGGCGCUUCCAGUACUGAGAAUGUUUUGUGUGUUUUGUGUGUUUUGUCUCUUGGGCCAGGGUGCUUUGCUUGUGUUUCGCUGGCUGGCUGGCUGUCAGAAUGGACUGAAUGGCGUAGUGUGAUGUACUGUAGAUCACUGGCUGGCGAGAUGGGAGAGAGUACUAAAAGCUGGACCCUGCAAGCAACUGUCUCACCUGAUGUGACGGUCGAGUUUGAGAUGCCUUGGCCACUCGGCAUCGUUGCCGAUCGAGAUGUACAUAUAUGCGCAUGUACGCAAGUAUCGAUGCGUGCAACUACGCAGGUGAGACGCACUCAGACCCCCCCGUUGAUCGCCGAUGGUACCUUCCUGCCGACGCAACCGAGCCCGUCUCCGUCCCAAUGCAACCAGUCCGUUCUCAUUUGGUCUUGCGGGGCCUUCCGGAGGUAGAGACUACGUACCUCCGUAGCCGUUCGUCCCUUUGAC